Molecule: messenger RNA, 882 nt
Organism: Quercus lobata
Lineage: Eukaryota; Viridiplantae; Streptophyta; Magnoliopsida; Fagales; Fagaceae
Exons: 1
Coding region: 1-882 (293 amino acids)
Source: RefSeq, a predicted model, not a curated record
AUGCAACGUGAAAUCAAUGAAUUGAAGAGGGAAUUGAGCCACGUACGGCGAAGACAUUCAUUGCCCAACUCCAAGCUGUCCUCUGAGGAGACAGAUGGUGCUAGUUAUAGACAGAGAUCCAAAACUCCAUCUAGUGAGACUUUCUCCCACGACAAGGAGUAUAACCAUAGACGUAGAUAUAAGAGCCCACCUCGCAGAGAUCUAGGGAACGAUGCCAUGAACAAAGCGUUGAGUCAAGUUUCUAAGUCACCCUUCAUGCAAAAUAUAGAAGGUGCGAGUCUUCCUAGGCGAUUCCAUCAACCUACAUUCACCAUUUAUAAUGGUCGAAUAAAUCAAGUGGAACAUGUCAGCCACUUCAAUCAAAGGAUGGCUGUUCAUUCUAAAGAUGAGGCUUUGAUGUGUAAGGUCUUUCCAUCUAGUUUGGGCCUAGUGGCGAUGAGGUGGUUCAAUGGUUUGAGGGAGAAUUCUAUUGAUUCCUUUAAGAAACUCACCCGAGCCUUUGGUGCUCGCUUCAUUACUUGUAGCAAGGUUCCUCUGCCUUUGGGAUCCUUGUUAUCUAUGUCCAUACGGGAGGGGGAAACUCUGAAGGCCUACUUCAAUAGAUACUGGGAGAUGUUUAACAAAAUAGACGAAGACUAUGAUGAUGUGGCCAUUAGUACUUUCAAGGCUGGCCUCCUAGCCGAGCAUGACCUGAGGAAGUCUCUGACUGGUAAACCUGUUACCAGUGUGCGCCAACUUAUGGAUCGGAUUGACAAGUACAGAAGGGUAGAGGAAGACCAAAUACAGGGGAAAGGAAAUGCUAAGGUGAUCCCUCAGGAGAGGAGGAAUUUUAGGUCGAACCGGUACAACAAUAACCAACCUCGGAAAGAUUUUGUUGGGUAG